Messenger RNA from Diprion similis, 2828 nucleotides. It is a transcript of the gene Galphai, whose product is annotated as guanine nucleotide-binding protein G(i) subunit alpha. The transcript is spliced from 4 exons. Lineage: Eukaryota; Metazoa; Arthropoda; Insecta; Hymenoptera; Diprionidae. The record is from RefSeq and is a predicted model, not a curated record. Gene Ontology annotation, biological process: adenylate cyclase-modulating G protein-coupled receptor signaling pathway. Gene Ontology annotation, cellular component: heterotrimeric G-protein complex. Gene Ontology annotation, molecular function: GTPase activity; G protein-coupled receptor binding; G-protein beta/gamma-subunit complex binding. Bases 173 to 1555 code for a protein of 460 amino acids.
AUGUAAAAUGGAGCGCGUCGGCGCAUGGCUUGCGUGAUCAGUCAUUGGUGUGGGCGCGUCAAAUGUUUUAAACAUAAAGUCGAGCAGCAGGCCCGAGUAGUCUUCGUGUUAAAUAAUGAACAAUAAUUUGUGGAAUAAAAGAGGCGAGGGGGCGGACGGUGAGCUGUAAUAGAUGUUUAUUGGGGAAUCGGUAAACCCGGACUGCAACCAAGCCGUCGUAUGUGCGGAUAUACGUGUAAUAAGAGUUCCGUCGGUACUUGAGGCCUCCGUCUUCUGUCUGUCGUUGGUUGCACUCGGUGCGUGGGGCGGGCGGUUCCCACACGCAAGACAAGGCGAAGCAACAAGUGUCACCCGGAGUUUGAUUCGAGCGAUACUCGAUCUGCGGCGCCGAUUUCACGCCAAAGUUGUUCCUGCCAGGCGUCCCAGUCACUCUAACGAGGACGAUUUGAACGAUUUAUUGAACGUUACAGCAAGGAAUCAAAAAAUGGGAUGCGCCGUUAGCACUACCGGCGACAAGGAGGCCGCCGAGAGGUCUAAGAAAAUUGACAAAGAUCUCAGAAUGGAUGGCGAACGCGCUGCCAGCGAGGUCAAACUCCUACUGCUUGGUGCUGGAGAGUCUGGAAAAUCGACAAUCGUUAAGCAGAUGAAAAUCAUUCAUGAAACUGGGUACAGUAAAGAAGAGUGCGAAGAGUAUAAACCAGUUGUUUAUAGCAAUACCAUACAGAGUCUGAUGACAAUUAUCAGAGCAAUGGGUCAGCUAAGAAUUGAUUUUGCAGAUCCAAAUAAAGUGGAUAUCGCCAGGCAAUUUUUCACUCUAGCAUCGGCAGCAGAGGAGGGUGAGCUGACGGGAGAGCUAGUUUUAUUAAUGAAGAGAUUAUGGCAGGAUGCGGGAGUACAGCUUUGUUUCACACGUAGCAGAGAAUAUCAGCUCAAUGAUUCGGCGGCAUAUUACCUCAAUGCUCUUGAUCGCAUUGCCCAACCCCAUUACAUACCGACACAGCAGGAUGUUCUCAGGACCAGAGUUAAAACGACAGGAAUCGUUGAAACGCACUUUUCGUUCAAAGGGCUUCACUUCAAAAUGUUCGAUGUUGGUGGGCAAAGAUCAGAACGUAAAAAAUGGAUUCACUGCUUCGAAGGGGUGACAGCGAUAAUAUUCUGCGUUGCAUUGAGCGGUUACGAUUUAGUUUUGGCCGAGGAUGAGGAGAUGAACAGAAUGAUAGAGUCGAUGAAGUUGUUCGAUUCGAUAUGUAACAGUAAAUGGUUUGUCGAUACGUCGAUAAUUCUGUUUUUAAACAAGAAAGAUUUGUUCGAGGAUAAAAUAACGAGGAGUCCUUUGACUAUAUGCUUUCCCGAAUAUAAGGGGCCCAAUACAUACGAAGAUUGCGCAUCAUACAUUCAGAUGAAAUUUGAAAAUUUGAACAAAAGAAAAGACCGUAAACAAAUAUACACGCACUUCACAUGUGCGACCGACACCAAUAAUAUUCAAUUCGUAUUCGAUGCUGUGACUGAUGUUAUAAUUAAGAACAACUUGAGUAACUGCGGGUUAUUAAGCUGAACAAUUUCAGAAUCCAUCGAUGAUGCCGAUUAAUUUGAAACAUUCUGAAUACACGACACGUCCAUGUUUUUCACCUCUAAUACUGGUUAUUAAUGGUUGAUAAAUCGAGGGCGUUCAUCCAUUUGGAAUGAUUUAAAAACUCUGGCGAAUUAUCUGUCCGGAUCAGAGAAUAUAAAUUUUUCACCAAAUCUCAUCAGGCAUUUAGUUUUUAGACAUUAGGUGUAUAAUUAAAAUCUUCAUUCCUAGUACGCGAUACUUAAUCAAAAUGAAUAUAAUUUAAAUCAUAAUCCACGUUUGAUAGAAAGUUUUUUUUUUUUUUUUGUUCGAAAAGCACAUUUAUACCGCACAGAAUCUACGCGCCGAACUCGUCUUCAUAGUUUAUAGAAAAUCAUAGCAUGGCACUUUUCUAAUGUUUUUUUUUUUUAUACUUUGUAUAUUAGAAGUAAAUUAGCUUUAUUACGCAUAAUAUACUCGAUAUAUCGUUUUAACAGUAAACUAUGGCACGUUCGUUUCUUGUCAGUUUCUGGAAAAUUAUUUUUAAUAUCAUGAGUUAUUAAUCCAAAAUUGAUGUGAUCGUAGGGUGCUUAAAAAGGCGGUGUAUUCUCUAUUCCAUUUUUUGUUUCUACUUUAAAAUUGGAAAAUUUUAUUAUUCUGCGUCGGUCAAAAAUAAUACGACAGAGAAAGCUUCGUAAAAGCCCAAACUUCUUGCGUAUAUUUUAAUAAAAAUAUUUAAACGUCGUUGAAAAAAUUUAUAUAAGUUAUACUCCAUUGAAUUAAAACUAUUUUUCUUUAAAUAUAUAUAUAUUCACUGUGAUUUCGUAAGCAAAUUGGAUGAAAAAACAGGCCGUGACGAACAACAAUUUAUCAUUGUUUAACCGGAAAUUUAAAACGUAACUUUUCUCGCUUCAUCACACAAGUUUCUAUCAUGUUUUCAAUGAUGUUUAAGAAGAUUUAUUGCUGUAAGCCAGAUUGCUAGAAUACAAAACCAAUAUUAGAUUAGAAACACAAAACUUUUUUUAAACACCCUAGAUGUGUGUACGUCUUUUAAGUAGCUCCAGCAAAUAUGGUUUUGUUCCGAUCGUGUCGUAGUUUAAAAAAUAGUCUGAAACAAUCGUCUGUAUAUAAUUUAUUAUAAAGGAAGAAGAAAAAUGAAAGAAAAUGUAAAAAAAAAAAGGAAAGAGAAAGAACCUACUGGAAUCUCAACUCUAGUACCUAAAAUCUCUCAAUGGACCAAUUUGUGUGUUAGUUAAUAAUAAUAAUAUCUGAUUUAAUU